Molecule: messenger RNA, 291 nt
Organism: Peronospora belbahrii
Lineage: Eukaryota; Oomycota; Peronosporomycetes; Peronosporales; Peronosporaceae
Source: the annotation of a GenBank genome assembly
AUGCUGCUUCAGUUCUGCCAGCUGGCCCAUGAUGGCAGUUUGAUUUGCCAUGAUCAUGGCCAGCUCCGGGGCAGCUUGGUGGCCGCUGUUCGUGGUGAACGGCGACUCAAUUUGCCACUCCCAGCUCAUGAUCCUCCAUUGAGCUUACAACUUAUUGGAAAGAGGGCCUCAGAUUUAGGCGGCAGCCUGCUUCACCUUCUCGAGUUCUCUCGUAGCACAUCCUUUCUGCACUGUGUGGCGCACGUGCCGGAAGCAUCUUCGCUUCCAACCGCUACAACAAUAUCAUUCUGA